Pyrus x bretschneideri (Chinese white pear) is the source of this 2415-nucleotide messenger RNA. RefSeq names its product MLO-like protein 4. Gene Ontology annotation, biological process: defense response. Gene Ontology annotation, cellular component: membrane. NCBI's taxonomy places the organism in Eukaryota, Viridiplantae, Streptophyta, Magnoliopsida, Rosales, Rosaceae. The coding region runs from base 254 to 1909 and encodes 551 amino acids. The transcript is spliced from 14 exons. The record is from RefSeq and is a predicted model, not a curated record.
GACAAUAAUCCAUGCAUGUUUCCUUAAAUUUUCUGCUGGUGCACUUCUCAUUUUGGGCAUGGAAACCCCACAAACCCAGCAACCCACCACCUAAUCGGAGCCCAUUAAUGGCCUGAAAUCAACCCAUGUAACAACCAGUCGUACCAUUUUUAAUGUUGAAUGUUCUGGUUCAUCAGACAAGCGGAAGCAGAUAGCUUUUGAAAAAAGCAGAAGUUGUUCUUCUGGGUUUUUCUGCUUUUGGGUUUGGUAAAAAAUGGAGGAGAGGGAAGGAAGAUCCUUGGCUGAAACCCCAACGUGGACAGUUGCUUGUGUGACUUGUGUCAUGGUUGUUCUUGGGUUCUUCUUCAAUGGCUCUUUGGAACGGGUUGGAAAGUGGUUGGAUAAGACUAAAAGGAAGUCUCUAAUUGCUGCUCUGCAGAAGAUUAAAGAAGAGCUCAUGCUUUUUGGGGUUAUGUCAUUGUUGAUGAGUCACUUCAUUAUUAUUGUGGCCAAGAUUUGCGUUAAAUCGUCGGUUAUGAGCAGCCGGUUCUUUCCAUGUGCAUCAGAGAGUGAAUUUGUGAAUGCUGUUGAACAUGUUCUUGUUCCGAGUUCAGGCAAUUUGAAUAGUUCAGUCUCCAGUGUACAGGUGAAGGCUGGUUCUCAACAGGGCUAUUGUCCUGAGGGUCAUGAAUCCUUUGCUUCUCAACAAAGUCUUGAACAGCUUCACCGUUUGAUGUUUGUGCUCGGCAUCACCCAUGUUUUUUACAGCUUCGUAGCCAUUGUCCUGGCCAUGAUUAAGAUUUACAGCUGGAGAGUAUGGGAAAAUGAAGCCAAAGCUAUAGCAAGUCAGACCUUAGAAGAUACCGCAGAAGGUAGACCAGGUAUUCAAAGAAUGAGGAGAUUGUCUACUUUCAUUUUUCACCAUGCAUCACAUCCAUGGAGCCAGCACAGAGUUCUUGUUUGGCUGCUUUGUUUCAGCCGCCAGUUCUGGAGUUCUAUAAACCGGUCUUCUUACAUGGCUUUGCGCUUCGGCUUCAUCACUACUCAUCAACUUCCCUUGUCGUAUGAUUUCCAUAAUUAUAUGAUUCGCAGCAUGGAGGAAGAAUUUCGGGAUAUUGUUGGUAUCAGUUUGCCUCUUUGGAUUUACACCAUCUGUUGUGCUGUUCUAGAUUUUCAUGGAAGCAACCUUUACUUUUGGCUUUCCUUCCUUCCAGCCAUUUUGAUCCUGCUUAUUGGUACAAAACUGCACCGAAUAGUGGUAAAGCUGGCUGUCGAAAUCAUGGAAGAAAGUCCGUAUAUGGAAAAUCAUCAGUUUAAACUAAGAGAUGAGCUCUUCUGGUUGAAGAAGCCCUGGCUUCUUUUACGUGCAAUACAAUUGAUAUCCUUCCAGAAUGCCCUCGAGAUGGCAACUUUCAUCUGGUCCCUGUGGGAAAUUAAGGAACCUUCGUGUUUCAUGGACAACCGUACUUUCCUUGUGAUUCGCUUGACAUUUGGGGUUGUCACGCAGUUCUGGUGUAGCUUUAUAACAUUCCCACUCUAUGUUAUCAUCACACAGAUGGGUUCAAGGUUCAAGAAAUCUGUAGUAUCUGAAAAUGUAAGAAAUUCGCUACAUGGAUGGACAAGGAGAGUGAAGGCCAGACAAAGUACUUCAUCCACUGCUACUACACACUUGUUGAAGACAUCAACAUCAUCCGAUUCUAUUGUGGAUGAAACUCGCAAACUCGAAAGUUCUGCCUCAAACUCUUCGGAGAGAAGUUCCUUCAAGAAACAGAAUACAUCUUUCCGACAUCUGCAGGGCGGCGAUGAGAAGUUAGAAACUCCGCUCUCUGUUGGUCCGGUUUACGACAGUUAUAGCGAUGACAACGAGGGUGAUUACCAUCACGAUGAUCAUAGUAACAUAAAAGAUGAAUUGGCUCUCCUUCCGCCAUAAGCUUUUCUUUUUUGGAGUAUCACUAGGGAUGUAGACUACUUGCAUACACUUUGAUACAUUAAUUAAUCAUUUAGCGUCCAAAUGUUUCAACCACUGCGCCUCUCUGAAGCAGUGGUAUUAGUAGAUCCCACUUGCUGCAGCUCAAAGCUAAGCUUCAAAAUUUGAAGAAAGGAGCCCUAUCCGUGUCUGGCUAUCUUCAGCUUGUUAAGCAGACCUCUGAUGCCCUUGCUGCAGCUGGUGAUUCACUUGAUGACCUCGAUAUUGUAGCACAUACCCUCAAUGGCCUUCCUAGUGACUACAAUGCCUUUGCUACUUCGACUAGUACAUGUUUUUCUAAUUUUUUUUUUUUUAACAAACUAUAUUAUCUGUAAAGGGGAGGGUGUGGUUUAGUUUCACAAUAGGCUAACAAUAAUAUGGUUCAAAUAUUUUUCCGCUCUUUGAGUUUCUAACUUUCUUUAAUAUCAUGAUUAAAGAUGCAUCUUUACAUCAUGUGGCGUUUACGUCUA